AUGAGCCAGGGUGUUCAGAAAAUCACAAUUUCCGUCUCAAGUGAUGACGAAAUUCUGGGAAUCGUUAAAAGCAAGGGAAUCUGCGACGAGUCGGCAACUCUGAGAUGGAUUCCCGUGAACAUAGGGGACCCAACAGAGCCAUCUUCCGAGACAGCUGCGGUCAUAGUCGAUCUUACUACUAGUAGAGGCGCACUCCGUAUCUACGAUAAAUCAACAGACUCGCUGAUUGGAGGUGUAUUCAUGGAUGUGGAUUCUGGUCGGACGAUGGUUCCAUGGAGCAACUCAUGGUGUUUCAGAGCAUCGGGCUCUCCACGACUCGCAUACAUUGAGAUGGGAAAGAAAUAA
Messenger RNA from Talaromyces proteolyticus, 345 nucleotides. RefSeq lists its product as uncharacterized. The record is from RefSeq and is a predicted model, not a curated record. The transcript has 2 exons. Bases 1 to 345 code for a protein of 114 amino acids. Lineage: Eukaryota; Fungi; Ascomycota; Eurotiomycetes; Eurotiales; Trichocomaceae.